Sitodiplosis mosellana (orange wheat blossom midge) is the source of this 1257-nucleotide messenger RNA. RefSeq lists its product as uncharacterized. The transcript has a single exon. The record is from RefSeq and is a predicted model, not a curated record. The annotation marks the transcript as partial. NCBI's taxonomy places the organism in Eukaryota, Metazoa, Arthropoda, Insecta, Diptera, Cecidomyiidae.
AUGUUUAAUCAGGUCAAAUUAUCAAAGGAACAGUGGAAUUUACAGACAAUUUGGUGGAGAGAAAAUGAGUCGGAACCUUUAAAAGAAUACUGGCUGACGGUUGUAUCUUUUGGUUUGACUUCAUCAGCCUAUUUGGCCGUUCGUUGUGUAAUUCAAGCGGCCAGAGAAGCACAGGAAAUUUAUCCAGAAGCUGCAAAAGCUAUUGAAAAUGACUACUACAUGGAUGACUGCGUUACAGGAACGCAUAUGGAACAGAAAGCAAUAGAACUUGCAAAAAACAUGGAUCAAAUUUUAAAAGGAGCCGGCUUUGAGCUAAGAAAAUGGAAAUCGAACAAUAAAACAGUCUCUAAAGCCAUGGAUUCAGUUAUGGAAAAAUCAAUGAUAUUUUCCGAGGAGGAUAGUUCAACCAUUUUAGGUCUCAAAUGGUUGAUAGAAAAAGACCAAUUUACGUUUAUUGUGAAAUCACCAAAAAUUGAGGGAAAACUCACCAAACGGAAAAUUGCGAGCUGUGUAGCCCAGCUAUACGACCCGAAUGGCUAUAUUUCACCAGUAAUAAUGAUUGGUAGGAAAAUAGUACAAGACCUUUGGAAAGAGAAAUUUGAAUGGGAUCAAGAAGUGUCCAAGGACAUACAAAAAAGAUGGGAACAGUUUUGGACAGACAUAAUUCAACUGGAAAAGUUCAAAAUAAACAGAUGGAUUGGAACUUCGGAUGAUUGUGACAUACAAAUUCACGGAUUUGCUGAUGCAUCAGUUAUCGGCUACGGAACAAGUAUCUAUGUGCGUGUCGAACAUUUAAAUGGAAAGAUUACGAGCAGCUUAUUGAUAUCGAAAAUGCGUGUUGCUCCACUCAAAACAGUCACAAUUCCAAGGCUUGAGUUGACAGCAGCUGAAAUGCUAUCACGUUUAUACGAACAGGUAAAAACAUCAAUAGAAUGGAACAGAAUACCAUAUAGUUUAUGGUCGGAUUCGACUAUUACAUUGCAUUGGAUCAGGAAAGAGCCGCACAGUUUGAAAGUGUUUGCAGCAAAUCGUGUUGCUUCAAUACAAGAAAGAACAAAUAUUGAAUGCUGGCACCAUGUUGACUCAAGUGACAACCCAGCUGAUUUAGUGAGCAGAGGCUUAUUGCCAUCGGAUUUAGUCGAUAACAAGCUUUGGUUGCAUGGACCAGAAUGGCUUACAAAACCAAGAUCAAGUUGGCCAUCGGAACGUUUUAUCCAUAAAGAGCCACCUGGAGCAGAAAUGUUAGCCGAAGUAAAA